GUGUGAGUUCAAAGGAUGGUAGCAGAGAAGAUGGUUUGAGUGGUUUAAGCAGCAAAGUCUCGACCACUGCUCCUCCGACACCUCGGUCCGAGGGAGAGAUCUUGAAAUCCUCGAAUUUGAAGAGCUUCACCUUUGCUGAACUUAAAACCGCUACGAGGAACUUUCGUCCGGAUAGUGUGGUGGGAGAAGGUGGUUUUGGUUCUGUAUUCAAGGGGUGGAUUGAUGAGCAGACACUUGUACCGGUUAAACCCGGUACUGGAAUGGUCAUUGCUGUGAAGAGGCAUAACCAAGAAGGUGGACAAGGACACAGUGAAUGGUUGACCGAGAUAAAUUACCUGGGGCAGCUGCGUCAUCCUAAUCUUGUGAAACUGGUUGGUUAUUGCUUGGAAGAUGAUCAAAGGCUUUUGGUGUAUGAGUUCUUGACCAAGUGUAGUUUGGAUAAUCACUUAUUUAGGAGGGCUUCUUAUGUUGAGCCGCUUCCUUGGAACAUUCGGAUAAAGGUUGCCGUUGAUGCUGCUAAGGGUCUGGAAUAUCUCCACAGCGACGAAGCAAAAGUGAUAUUCAGAGACUUCAAAACUUCUAAUAUAUUGCUUGAUUCGAAUUAUAAUGCGAAACUUUCUGAUUUCGGCUUGGCAAAGGAUGGACCAGCAGGUGAUAAGAGCCAUGUCUCUACAAGGGUGAUGGGCACAUAUGGUUAUGCUGCACCUGAAUACAUGGCCACAGGUCACUUGACCAAGAAGAGUGAUGUAUACAGCUUCGGAGUCGUUCUCCUAGAAAUCAUGUCCGGUAAGCGCGCCCUCGACAACAACAGGCCAUCCCGGGAGCAGAACUUGAUUGAAUGGGCCAAACCUUACCUCACCAGCAAGCGCAGGAUCUUCCAAGUCAUGGAUGCUCGAAUCGAAGGCCAAUACACACUGCGCGAGGUGAUGAAACUAGCUAACCUCGCCAUCAAAUGCCUAUCGGUCGAGCCGAGGUUUCGGCCGAAGAUGGAUGAGGUGGUGAGGACAUUGGAGCACCUGCAGGAUUCCGACGGAGAGGGAUGCUCUAGAGAUCAAGAUUUGAAAAGGAAUGGUCAUAGACAUAGCUCAGGAAACAGUGGCACUAAACAACAUAGAAGAAAACAUGAAACAGUUACAAACACCAUGCAAAAAGAAUGAGAUUAGUUGCCACUACUUAUGCUGUUGAGUUUGGUAUAUCAUUAAUUAAUUAAUUAAUUAAUUAUUGUAUAUGAUGAUGAACUUAAGCGUAUAUGAUAAAUCUGAUCGCUGUACAGGUUUUGAUUCAGUAAUAUUAUUAAUUCCCACAUUUCUUUCUCUUUUUA
Arachis duranensis is the source of this 1321-nucleotide messenger RNA. Its product is annotated as receptor-like cytoplasmic kinase 176. Gene Ontology annotation, molecular function: protein kinase activity; ATP binding. Lineage: Eukaryota; Viridiplantae; Streptophyta; Magnoliopsida; Fabales; Fabaceae. The record is from RefSeq and is a predicted model, not a curated record. Gene Ontology annotation, biological process: protein phosphorylation.